AUGGCUCCGCCCGAACACCCCUUCCCAGUAAGCGAACUCGAACAGCGCGUCCAUUACCACACCGUCGAGUUCAAGGAAAAAGCCCGAAAACUACCGAGCGGAUUCAAUCUCAAGAAAGACUGCGCCCUGCUCGAGCUGGUCCAGUACAGCUGCACCACUCCCGAGCAGCAAUAUGAGCGAGCCAUGGCCAGCUCGACGGGCACGGCGAGGAUGGAGUGUUUUCCUUUUGUGAGGUUGUUUAGAAAAUGUCAAGAUAAACGCGGAAAAGAGUUCCACGUCGAAACGACCGCUUGGGAGGGCGAACACGCUUGGAGCCCGCCUGCGUCUACGAUGGCCCAGUCUACGAACAAAAACAACACUCCAUCCACGAACCGCGAAAUACAAGCAGACUCAUACGCUAAUUAUGGCAAUUACUUUUGGCCGCAAAAAUGA
Molecule: messenger RNA, 432 nt
Organism: Exophiala dermatitidis NIH/UT8656
Lineage: Eukaryota; Fungi; Ascomycota; Eurotiomycetes; Chaetothyriales; Herpotrichiellaceae
Exons: 2
Coding region: 1-432 (143 amino acids)
Cellular component (GO): mitochondrial inner membrane peptidase complex
Source: RefSeq, a predicted model, not a curated record